AUGAGCAGCAGCAGCAGCAGGAGCUUCUCAGAGCAGCCGCUGGUUGCGCACGUGGACGUUCAGUCGAAGGAGACGGCGCUAGAUCCUGGUAUCGUGUUGUUUGACCCGAAGGAUCUUGUGACUGACGCGGAUUGGAAGCCAAAGACGUCAGUAAAGACCGGUAGCGACCAUUACGACAACAAAAAUGAGAAGGAUGAGGUAGGAGAUGAAGGUGAAGCUGAAGAGGAACAACGAGCUGCAGGAAAUGAAGCAGAUGAGGAAGAGGAAGAAGAAGCUACGGCAAAGGAUGAGAAGGAGUGGACCGAUAAAGCGGUUGUUGUGGAUGCUGGAGCUGCAAAGCAGGCCCGAGUACGUGCUCAUGUGGUCGAAGAGAUUUGUGAGACGGAGAAGAGCUACGUGAGCGACAUUCGUGCGCUCAAUGACCACUACAUUGUAGCGCUUGAGGAAAAGUCCCAUCCGAUCAUGGAAGACGCACAGAUUGCCGUGUUUUUCAACAACCUGCGACAUCUUGUGAUGCUAAAUUCGAAGCUCUUGACGGAUCUACAGGCGAUUGGAGGUCGUCCGGUGGCUUUUACGUCUCUGAAACGACGAACCAAAGGAAAAAAACUAGCGGCUGCAAGAGAAAAUGGUACGAAAUGUUAUGUAAGUCCCGUCUCAGCUGCCGUGGAAUGCGAAGCUGAAGGCGUGGGAGCAGUCUUUUGUCGGUACGCACCGCUGUUUAAACUUUAUGGAGGAUACGCUAAGGAUUAUGAAGAAGUGGCUGCACUGUUGCAGAAUUUCGGACGCGAUGCCCGAUUGGGAUUUUCUAAGUUCUUAGAAACAUGUCGCGCAAAAAGCGGUUCAUUAAAGCCGUUUGAUAGCUUGCUGAUUAUGCCGAUCCAACGCAUUCCACGAUACAAACUACUCUUAGAGCGUCUCUACGAGUUCACACCACCAGAACAUCCCGAUGCUGCUUUUCUGAAGGAGGCGGUAAACCGAAUACGCAGUGCGGCAUCGCUUAUUGAUGAGAUCGUGGGGCGCCAGGAAAAUCUUGAGAUCGUGCUGCAGGCCCAGCAAAAGUUCUCAGGUCAGCUGUCGUUGUUUACAGCUGAUCGAAGACUGCUGAAGUCGGGAAAACUUACCAAGAUGUCGACAAAGCGACAGGAAGAAGUCAUGAUACAUCUCUUCAACGAUAUCCUCCUGUACAGUGGUAUCUUAAUCACUGGCGGCUACCGCGUUCGGCGAAUCGUUUACUUGCAUUCGAAAGCUGUCGGUGUCAAGACCGACCUACCUAUAUCGGUCCAAGCGCUAUUGGAUCAGCAGUCACGACGCCGCGCUGGUAAAGACUGCGGCUUCGUCGUUACUAGCCGGGAGAAAACGUUCAUCUUGUUUGCAGAGAGCUCUGAAUUGCAGCAUGAGUGGGUUACAGCCAUUUCGAGUGCUGCAAUAGAAGCCCAGAAAGAAAAACAAGCUAGGAUUGGUGAAGAUAGAGACGGCGACGGCACAGAUUUCGAGUCGUGCGAGGGACCUGCCGACGCAGCAGCUCUGUGGGUUCCAGAUGAUGUUGCAGGGUCAUGCAAUAUUUGCCAUGCGUCAUUCCGCGCGUAUUAUCGAAGAAGGCAUCAUUGUCGCCGGUGUGGAACGGUAGUGUGUGACACCUGUUCCACGGGACGUGCACCGUUGUUUGUUGGUGAAUCGUCGCGUGUGGAACGCGUGUGCAGUCCUUGUUUUAAAGUCCUUGACUUAGUGCGUCAAAUUGCACUACAAUGGUUAUCGAGAGUCGUCGAGUUUCGCGGUGUGCUGCGCCGUCGACACUUAAACAAGUGGAGUGAACACUACUACGAGCUUCGAGCAGGGGUGCUCAAACAGUUUUUGCUAGAAACAGCAUCGAUUGGUUCUACACCAGCGGGCCAAAAUGGUAUUGCUGUAGGCUCUGAAAUUAGAGAACGGGCAACUGGUGGAAGCUCGGCAAACUCCAGAACAUUUCGGUGCUGCACUGACGAGCUUUCAGUUGCUGGUGCUAUCGUGAUCCAUCGGUCCGACAGCCGGGCGCACAAGAACCGCUUUUGCUUCCAAAUUUCGACGACUGAGUACGAUGAGUCUCAAUUGAGAAUCAGAACAGAUGGCAGUGACAUGAAACAGUACAAAGCAAGCCCAAGCCGCUUAACUCGGGCGGCCAAUAGGUCACUGAGCAAGGUGUCUCCGUUCCGACAAGCUGCCAAUUGCUUCGGUGUACCUCGUCGACGAGACCAUGCAGUCUUUUCCGAAAAACCAGAUGCCUCCUGUGAAACUGCCGUAAUGACAGUCUUGCCCUCCCCGGUACAUCCUGCACCAUCAUCGUUGCCGAGUCCAACGGGUGCGACGAUGCCUGAAAACGAGUGGAUUUUAUGCGCUUCAACCGUCCAGGAAGAGGUGGCAUGGCGUGUUGCAAUUCAGAGUUCAGCGGACAAGGCACUGCAUCGCAUGCGACGUUCUCGCAUCACGGAAUUUCCAGGUACACUCACUCAGAGCGGCAUUCUAAGCUUGAGUAUCAGUGUGCCUCGAAGUAGUGUGCGCGCUACAAUGUCGGCGGUGUCAGCCUCUCGUUUCAUAGGCUCAAUUGAAAGGCGACGCUUGUCAUCCCUUGAUCAUGGCCGUGGUACGGACGCCGAGAUAUCAACGGAAUUUGCUCACUCUGCAGGAAAGGACAGCGAUGCAUGUUUGCUGGAGCGCCGCCGCCGCCAAAUUUUGAAGGAGAUCAUUCGCUCCGAACAAAGCUACGUCCAAUGUCUGAGCGAGUGUAUUCAUUUGUUCGUCCAGCCUUUGCUGCUGCGUCAACUCGAAGGCCGGCAAAUGCAUCGACGCCGCCAAAACAAGCGUAGAAGGUCCCUUCGACCCGUGCUUGGGGGACCUCUCAGUACUUCUGCUCGAGUAGCUGCACCAAAGCGGGACCAUUAUCGAGCAGCUAGCAAUGGAAGCGUUGGGGCUAGAUUUGCGCGAAGGGGCGCUAGCAGCAACAAUUUGCGCACAGCGCUCAACGCAUCGUACAGUGCAGCUUCAAAUUCGGCGUCACCGACUUUGUCAGCGACUUCCACGCUCAAGAUGCUAGUCAUGGACGCUGAUCUGUCCAUCUUUUUCAGCAGUGUGGAUCAAAUCUACACGCUUAACCAGCAACUGCUCGAUCAUUUAUCGCGUCACCUCGAGGAAACCAGCUCCACAUCGGCACUACCAUCGCGUGUGGGGAAUGGUCCAGGCGAAGGUAAAGCAACUGAUUUUUCCGGCGUUAGAGUGCACCGGACUGGAGCCAUAUUCCACGCCUAUGCUCCCCUGAUGCAGUUGUACACCUCGUAUGCAAGUCGUCAUAGCGCGGCACUGUCUGCAUUGGAGUCGCCUCAAUUUGCUGGAUUUCUGCGAGAGCUGCCUCCCGAGGCUGACGUAAAUCGCUUACGACGCUACCUGAACAUGCCCGUGGAGCGGAUCCCACGUUACAAAAUGCUUCUCAAAGAGCUGCUAGAAUUUACCCCACCCGAACACGUCGACUUUGUACCAUUGCAGUCAGCGAUCCGCAGUGUGGAUCGCGUGGCGAACAAGAUCGAGGAGAUAAGCGAGAUACGUGAGAACGCAGCCACUCUCGCGACUGUGGGUGCCAAGUUGGGGAUGAAUCUCUCCGGGCGACACUUUAUUCGAGACGGGAUGCUGCGUAAAGUGUGCCGCAGCAAGGUGCAAACGUACUACUUCGUGCUGCUGGAGGACGCUAUGGUGUAUGGACGACAAGGAGGUAUGCACAAGAGGAAGUUCCACUUGCUUGAUCUUUGGGAGUGCAAGGUGGCGGAUGACACAGGGACAAUGCCGGGCGUCAUAACAACAGUCGUGAACUCGAACAACGCCUUCUGUUUCUAUUCUCCUCUCAAAUCGUUCAUCUUGCUGACCGAGUCAGAGGAAGACAAAAUCAGAUGGACGACCGACAUUCGCAACUGCAUCGAUCGAAAUCUCAGCGGCAAAACCCAUCCACGGCGCACGAGUCUUCGCUCGGAGCUGUUAACGGACAAUGAUGGCGACUCCUCCAGCGGAUACGAGUUGGAAGGAGGCUUUGCUAUAAAAAAUGGCUGGCUGAACGUUCUCGAGGGUGCUGCAGUGAGUAAUUUUGGUCACGGCAGCACAGUGGCAAGCAGCACUAGUGGCAAGAAAUCUCGACGGCUCUGGAUCACGCUGACACUACAAGCUAUCUCGUUGGGCUCCACUUUCAAGAGUGCGCAACCUGAGGAGACGAUUCCCAUCGAGAUGUGCAAGGUGACCCCUAUCAAGAGCGAAAAGUACUUUCGCCUCCAGCUUCUGACUGAUGUCAUGCGCACUCACAGUACGUACGUGUUUGAGGCACUGUCGUUAACGGAGAGAGACGAGUGGGUCCGAGCGUUGACACAUUGCAUAUCGGGGGGAGACGAGCUGGCUCUACGUCGUCGCAGCCUCAAGACCGCGACAUUGGCCCCGAUUUUUAUGUUCGACAAGGUCUCGAACGUCUGCACCAUCUGUAUGCAUACCUUCGCAGUGUAUCGGCCACGUCACCACUGCAGAUUAUGUGGGUCGCUCGUCUGUGGCAAUUGUUCGAAACGGCGGUGGACCCUUUCGUACAGCUUGAGCAAGAAAGCGUCUCGCGUUUGCGACAGUUGCGCCACGUCGGCCAUGAGCAUCACGCGGACGUUCCCUGCCGAAGUGUGA
Peronospora matthiolae is the source of this 4674-nucleotide messenger RNA. NCBI's taxonomy places the organism in Eukaryota, Oomycota, Peronosporomycetes, Peronosporales, Peronosporaceae. The record is from the annotation of a GenBank genome assembly.